AUUCCGGUUGCACCGCUCCGGCACUUCUCUCUCCGGUUUCGUUGUUUCCACCCGGGCUCAGUUGGUGGACGGCUCGGCCGCCAUCGCGCUAUGGAGCCUGUGGGCUCCGGGCCCGAGGGCCUUCCCGGGUCUUUGGAGCAGCUCCCAGCCCCGGACAACCGGCUGUUUCUUGUGAAAGGUGGAAUUUUUCUUGGUACAGUUGCUGCUGCAGGAAUGUUCGCUGGUUUUGUUACAACUUUGUCACUGGCUAAAAAGAAAAGCCCUCAGUGGUUCAAUAAGGGAAUUACUGCCACAGCUGCUUUACCAGAGAGUGGUUCUUCUCUUGCCUUGCGAGCAUUGGGUUGGGGCUCACUUUAUGCAUGGUGCGGAGUUGGUGUAAUCAGUUUUGCAGUCUGGAAAGCUUUAGGAGUUCACAGUAUGAAAGACUUUCAGAGUAAAAUGCAAUCAAUAUUUCCAGUGAUCCCCAAGAACCCCGGGUCAUCUGUUGAGUGGGAGGAAGCACUGAAAUCCAAAUGAGAUGAGCAUAAAAGAAUUCCAAAGUGAUUCUUACAGGGAAAGUAGCUGAAAAUGCCAAGAUAAUCAUCCUCUUUAAAGGAAAAAAAAGGUCAAAUUGAUUUCUACUCAGGAAAGUGAACAAAUUGUUGAUGGGACAUGGACUCUAUGGCUGUCAGCAUCUUCAGUGUAGUCUAUGAAAACUCAAAGUCAUUCUGCAUUUGCUUUAUCUUGGAAUCAAAUGAGAGAGGUACAUGUUUUCCAAGAUUUGGAGGGUUGUUUUAAAGAACAUUAGUUGUAAGUAAGUAAAUAACUUCCCCUUGUGGACUGCAUAUUAGUAUAUAAAGUUAGAUAUAUUUCUAUUAACUUUAAAAACAAGUUCUCACUUGAAAAGCCAAAUUUUAUGAUAAAUAUUCUAACAGGAAUCUUUAUAAACCAUUGUUACUUCUCACCACCAAGUGGGAAAACCAAGCUAAAAAUUAAAAGGUGGUUCAUUUAAAAAAAUUUUUAAAUAACUUAAAAAAAUUUUUUUAGACCAUAAG
Phascolarctos cinereus (koala) is the source of this 1034-nucleotide messenger RNA. It is a transcript of the gene TMEM242, whose product is annotated as transmembrane protein 242. The record is from RefSeq and is a predicted model, not a curated record. NCBI's taxonomy places the organism in Eukaryota, Metazoa, Chordata, Mammalia, Diprotodontia, Phascolarctidae.